Messenger RNA from Osmia bicornis bicornis, 1723 nucleotides. RefSeq names its product solute carrier family 35 member F2-like. Gene Ontology annotation, cellular component: membrane. Gene Ontology annotation, biological process: transmembrane transport. NCBI's taxonomy places the organism in Eukaryota, Metazoa, Arthropoda, Insecta, Hymenoptera, Megachilidae. The coding region runs from base 11 to 1285 and encodes 424 amino acids. The transcript has 8 exons. Gene Ontology annotation, molecular function: transmembrane transporter activity. The record is from RefSeq and is a predicted model, not a curated record.
CGGGGUGAAAAUGCACCAUGGCAUGGGAGUGUCAGCGGGCGAUCGUCGUUGCGGCGAAAAUACGGCGAUGCAGCCCAGAAACGGGGUUUGCGACAAGAUCGAAAAUUACAUAUCCGAACUCGGACAAUGGUCGGUAUGGAGGGUGAUAAUAAUGGGACAAUUUUUGUCCCUGGUACUGUGCUUCAUGACCCUCGUAAAUCAUCACAUCAACGCCACGUAUCAACUCUUGCUUCCAACCGGACAAAAUCUUCCGCAUUACAUUAUGAUGUGCCUUGUAUACACAACCUGGAUGUCCUGCAGAGGUGUAGGAAACGGCCUAAUUUCAGUCAUAAGAGCCCGUGGAUGGAGAUACUUGCUGUUGGCACUCAUUGACGUCGAAGCAUGCACACUCAUAACAUCCUCGCAUCAAUUCACAAGCCUGGCUAGUAUACAGCUGCUCGAUUGUGUGGCUAUACCAGUUGCAUUGGGACUCUCGUGCUUGGUUCUCGGUGUGCGAUACCGAAUGGUGCACAUAGUCGGUGUCUCUGUUUGUCUGAUGGGUGUGGGGUGUUUGGUUUGGGCAGGAAUUGACGACAAUAAAGAUCCUGCGUCUACAGGAAAGAAUCAACUGGUUGGAGACAUGCUGUGUCUCGGUGGUGCAGUGUUGUUUUCUAUAACCACCGUGCUCCAGGAGUUGAUCGUUAAAACGGUGGAUAUUAUCGAAUAUCUGGGUAUGAUUGGUUUCUUCGGUACUAUACUGUGCUCCAUGCAAACAGCUGUGCUCGAAUGCACGAAGAUAGAAACAUUUCAAUGGAACAAUGCACCGGUGAUCACGUUCUUGGUGGUUUAUUGUAUCACGCAGUUUGUAUUCUUUUCUUUGGUGCCUGUUAUACUGUUCGAGUCAGGAGCUACGGCAUUGCAUCUAGCACUGUUGACUGCCGAUUAUUUCAACGUCUUAUUCGGCAUGCUGAUUCAUCAAUACAAGUUUCACGCAUUGUAUUUCGUCUCUUACACGCUCACAAUGACUGGUAUAUACAUCUACGCGAUAAAGAGAACACCGAUGGCGUCGACCGCCCGAAGACAACACGUCGAAUCUUCUGCUCCAGAUUACAGACACAUGUCACAUCCUGACGUUGGAGAAGUGGAGUUGGCGACCAGUUCAGGAAUGUCUGGGGUGAGUGGCACCCUAGAUGUAAGGGCUUCGACCCUUGGUAGCGAAAAGGAAACAAUGGAUGCGACCAGUUUACCACCGAGCGUUAGCUCAGACACGGCCUUCACCUCUUUUUACGGAAGUUAUUACGAUUAAAGGGAUAUCGCGAAGGAAACGCAUCGGAACGUGUAGAAAACGUAAAUUUACUACAAAUACGCUCUUGUUAAGAGAUUUAUACACGAAAAUUUCUAAUCGACAAAUACGAAAAUGUACUUUCGGUUUAUACAAUGUUAUAGAAGUAAGAAUAAAAAAUAUCUUCGUCGAACUAAGUUUGUAAUAAUCGGUCGUUUUUCUAAGAAAUUCGCCGUUUUAAUAUCAAUCGGUGGUGUAUGAAUGCAAUCUUCGUUGUUCAUUUAAAUGUUUAUCGAACUAUAAGUAUUAUAAAUCCUUGUUGCUCAACAUACUCUGUAAGUUACAAUACAGUACAACUUAUUGUUGCUAGAUUUAAGUAUCGAAGGACGUUAACUAAGAAUUUUUAUGAUUCAUUAGUUUUAUUUUCUUUUUAUGUGUGUAUUGUAUUAAAUUUACAUUAUA